GCCUGGCCAGGCCAGGCCAGGCCUUAUGUAUAUACUUUCAUUUUAGACAAAACCGCAGCCGUCGCAUGGCUAUAAAAAGCGAAAGCAAAGCGCUGGAUUCGCUCAUAAAGACCGCAAAACUGCAAAAGUCAACUGUGCCCCGUUCCCGUCGCGAGCCAUAAGGAUUAUCCAAAAUACGCAACAAAUAUGGUUAAGCACAUUUACCUGUCGUUGGCUGCAUUGCUCUGCUUGGCCAUUGCUGUGAACGCCGCCCCCGCCAAAGUGGAGUAUGAACUUGUCCAGGACGGUGAUUUUCCAGCUCUGAGAAAAGCCGAGGAGGCACAAAACUCUAGCGCGGAUAGCGAUGCUGAGGACGAUGACGACGAUGAGGAUGAGGUCGAGCAAAAACAGGAUGACGAUGAUGAAGAUGCCGACGAUGAUGAUGCCUCCUCGUUUAUCCGAAGACGCCGCGAGGCUGUCGAGGAACCUGCCAAGGAAACAGCUGAAGUUGUAGCUGAGGCUGUUCCUGCAGCAUCCGUAGAGCCCGCAGCACCCGCAGUUCCCGCUGCUGUUGAGCAAAUCGUUGAGAGCUCCACAACCAUUCCCACCACCAGCUCAGUAACAACCACCCGUAAGCCGGUGCUCGUCCUAAUACGUGAUGCACUUAAAAAGGUCACCGCGGAGUUGCCCACGGAGCAGGUGGCCAACAAUGCCCUGCAGUAUUUCCAGCUGUUCGAGCACUUUAUACAGCAAACCAUCGAGCAGGUUAUUGAUGCUGCCGAUGACGAUGAGGAGGAGCCAGCAGCAACUGCUGCCACCGUCGCAACUGUUACGGAGGAGGAGAAGGACAAGAACCCCGAGAUGCCAGAGACGCAGCCCGAAAAGCAAUCCGAGCUGGCUGCAGCUGUAACUGCAGCUCCUGUCGAAAAUACGGCCCAGCCCGCGGAGCCAGCAAUUGCUAGCAAUGCAGUCUAGGAAUUCCCAGCAAAUACCUCAAACUAUUUAUUUUUACUAUUUAUUGUUAGCUGUAAAAAUGUGCAAAUACACGAAAUUCCUUUAACUGAAA
Molecule: messenger RNA, 1045 nt
Organism: Drosophila virilis
Lineage: Eukaryota; Metazoa; Arthropoda; Insecta; Diptera; Drosophilidae
Source: RefSeq, a predicted model, not a curated record